AUGGCAGUGAUGCGUCGGCAAUGCAUCGGAAUCCUAAGUGUUCGGAAGAAUCGACGUGCAGUGUCUAUGACCUCGAAGGCUCUCCUUGGACAAAGACGAUAUAGGCAAUCUCUAGAUCUCCUUGCAAAGUCUAGAGAUCAAUAAAAUGAGUCAUCAAAUCGUCUCCGGCGGCUGUCACCCGGCGGAGUGAAAAAACAACGACUUUACGGCUCUCCGGCGGCUGUCACCUGACAGAGAGGAGCUAGAUGGAGGUGGGGCACGUGUCAAGGAGCUUCAUCCUCAGGUCUGCACAGCAAGAGGAGGCUCUUGAUCGCAUCUGGUACGCUCUCAAGAGGUGGCAACUCGUCUCCCAGCAGAUCGUCCUCUUCCUAACGAUGGCUUGUUCGUCGAUCAAUCGGAGAUGCUUUACUCGAUAG
Molecule: messenger RNA, 416 nt
Organism: Spirodela intermedia
Lineage: Eukaryota; Viridiplantae; Streptophyta; Magnoliopsida; Alismatales; Araceae
Source: the annotation of a GenBank genome assembly